Juglans regia (Persian walnut) is the source of this 1105-nucleotide messenger RNA. Its product is annotated as mediator of RNA polymerase II transcription subunit 15a. The coding region runs from base 248 to 775 and encodes 175 amino acids. Gene Ontology annotation, molecular function: chromatin DNA binding; transcription coactivator activity. Gene Ontology annotation, biological process: regulation of DNA-templated transcription. The record is from RefSeq and is a predicted model, not a curated record. NCBI's taxonomy places the organism in Eukaryota, Viridiplantae, Streptophyta, Magnoliopsida, Fagales, Juglandaceae. The transcript has 6 exons.
GUGAGAGACCUGCUUAUAAAGUAAUUUUUCUUUCCAAUUUGCCCCAGCCCAAGGCCGUCUUCCUCUCAUCCUUUCUCCCUCGAGUUCCUUUACCUCCUGAGCUGCAAUCAGCCGCUUCUCCCACAAAGCUACGUCGUCGCCUCUCUCUCUAUAACCUUCUUUCUAGUUGAGCGAUUUGAAUACGAACACGAUUAAAUCGUUGUAAAAGUUGGUGUUCGAUUUGGUUGUAAACUAUUAGAGAAGUUUGAUGGAUACCAAUAAUUGGAGGCCCACCACUGGCCAAGGCCCUGUAGGAGGAGGGAUAGGAGGUGGAAGAGAAGCAGGAGAACCCACCAUGGACGCCGGCGAUUGGAGGACCGGAUUGCCGUUCGAUUCUCGUUCAAGAAUUGUCAACAAAAUAAUGGAUACAUUGAAGAGGCAUCUACCCAUUUCUGGUCAAGAAGGUUUACAUGAACUCAGGAAAAUAGCUACCAGGUUUGAGGAAAAGAUUUUUACUGCUGCCACAAGUCAGGGAGACUACCUACGAAAAAUAUCUAUAAAGAUGCUUACAAUGGAAAUGAAGUCUCAGAAUCCUCCAGCCAAUUCUUUGCCGUCCAACUCUGCUGGCAAUGGCAAUAGGCCCCCAGAUCUGGGAGGGCAUCAUCCUAGUGAUGAAGACGAUGGCUCUGAGGAUGACGAGUUUUAUUACCACUCACAAGACGAAGUGUCGGAAGAAGCAGAUGGUCCUCCACCAACUUCAUCGCCUGACAACUCAACCGGAAACUAUGGACAAUAGUCGUCAUGCACACGACAAUACUCAUUUAGACAAGGAGUUUAUACGUAGCAGGUUGUGUUGAAGCAAGUUUCGAGAGUGGUGAAGAGACUGGACUUGACGAAGUUGACUGAUGGGGUUGCUUUGUUAUAUGAAAGAUGUUAUGGUUAUGCUUUGUUAUAUGAUUAUUCUGUUUAGAUUUGAAGUAUGGAGACUAUUUGAAGGACAAGUUUGUAAUUUCUGGAGUAUGAUACUCCGAUACAAUAUGUUAUGUUUUCGGUUGUGUUUUUAUUUAUGGACCAUGAACGAUAAUGCUAUGUUUGAAAAUUAUGAUGAAAUUGGGAUAUUAAUUUA